Molecule: messenger RNA, 1275 nt
Organism: Schistocerca gregaria
Lineage: Eukaryota; Metazoa; Arthropoda; Insecta; Orthoptera; Acrididae
Product: mucin-2-like
Exons: 5
Source: RefSeq, a predicted model, not a curated record
CCUUCCUCUUCGUCUUCUCUCUCCCCAACAACAACACGAUCCGCGUCAAAAUCCCAAACUUCCACCGCUCUAACACCUGCUUCAACCGUCGAAUUGAUCUUCUCCUUCUCCUCCGACUUCGUCAUGAUCGACACCCAUAUCGACUCCAUGCACCGCAUCACCACCGCCGACUCGCUCAUCCCAACCCGCCCGCACACCGCGCUCAGCAACCUCUCCCGCUCCGCCGACAGGAUCACCUUCGGCACCACCGCCUCCAUCGACUCCCUCAACGCGCACACGCGCACCUGCUCCCUCUCCGACGCCACGUGCUCCAACAGCACGUACAUCGGACGCAACAUGUACCAACCCUCCGCCACUCGCCCAAUCUGCCCGCAAACCACCAACAACCACUCCCUGUCCGCCCCGCCCGCUCUCCCCAGCGCCUUCAAACCCCCAACUAUCGAAUCGUUCACCGCGCUGCUCCGCUUCUCCCUCUUCUCCGGCUCCACCAACGUCGCCAGCACCUGCCCCGCCAACCUCCCCAACUCCCCCCUCUCUCCCCCCACCAGCCCCAACAGGCGCUCCACCCACUCCCCACCGCACGCCUCGCGCCCCACCACUCCGUGGCACCUCGCCCGGUACAGCGCCGACAACACCGCCGCGCGAACCAACGCGUCCGCUCCCCCAUCCCACACCAACCAAAAAAACCUCUCCACCCCCCCCUCCGCGAACAUCGACCUCGCCAUCCCCCUCACCGCCUCCACUCGACCCCUCUCCACCGCCACCACCCUGCACUCCCCCCCUCUCCCCGCGUGCCGCCCGCAGCACGCGACCUCAACACCACCAACGCCCCCCCCACUCUCUCGCAAAACGCCCCUCCCAACCCGCAGUAGUACCCGCACGCCGCCUCCAACACCCCCAUCAGGCGUCCAAGGCACGCCGCCUCCAACCCCAAAUCCACACACAACGAACCCGCGCACUCCACAACCACCCAACCUCAGCAACGCGCGCCCGCACCUCCCCCUCGCCGCCUCUCCCAACUCGCGACGCCCCCACGCGCAAAUCACGCUGCGGCACACCUCGCAGGGCACCCCCGACCCGGCGUACGCCUCCAGCACCCCCCCCAACGCCUCCUCCACCUCCCCCCUCGACUCUCCCGGCGCCACUCGCGCCCUCCUGCAGUAUUCGAGCACCCGCUCGAGCAACGCUCCGCGGUACCCCACCGGCACGCGCAACGACCCCUCGAGCACCGCCCCCGCCCCCCUAAUCGCCAGCGACAACGCUCUAUCAGAAUAG